GGGAAAAAUGGUGAUGGAAUCGGCGGACGACUCAGUUCACGAAAGAACCGGAAAACGGCCGAGGCUCUUCAUCAAAGAAAUGGUGAUGCGGAACUUCAAAUCGUACGCCGGUGAACAGCGUGUCGGUCCUUUCCACAAGAGCUUUUCUGCAGUGGUUGGGCCGAACGGGAGUGGGAAGAGUAAUGUGAUAGAUGCAAUGCUUUUUGUAUUUGGGAAACGAGCCAAGCAGAUGCGGCUUAACAAAGUUUCAGAGCUUAUUCAUAAUUCUACAAAUCAUCAGAAUCUAGAUAGUGCCGGUGUUUCUGUUCAUUUUCAGGAGAUUGUUGAUUUGGAUGAUGGAACAUAUGAAGCUGUCCCAGGAAGUGAUUUUGUAAUUACCCGGGUCGCUUUCCGUGAUAACUCCUCUAAGUAUUACAUUAAUGAUCGCCAAAGCAAUUUUACUGAAGUGACUAAGAAACUGAAAGGGAAAGGGGUUGACCUGGACAACAACCGUUUCCUGAUUCUUCAGGGUGAAGUGGAGCAGAUUUCACUGAUGAAGCCAAAAGCUCAAGGGCCACAUGAUGAGGGCUUUCUUGAAUAUCUUGAAGACAUUAUUGGAACUAACAAAUACGUUGAGAAAAUUGAUGAAUCUUACAAGGAACUUGAAUCUCUCAAUGAGAAGCGAUCUGGUGUUGUUCAAAUGGUUAAGUUAGCCGAGAAAGAAAGAGAUAGCUUGGAGAAUGUGAAAAAUGAAGCAGAAGCCUACAUGCUGAAAGAGUUGUCGCUCUUAAAAUGGCAAGAGAAAGCUACACAAUUGGCCUCUGAAGAUACUAGUCAGAAAAUGGUAGACCUGCAGGAAAAAGUGUCCAAUCUAGAAGAAAAUCUUAAGAAUGAAAGGGAGAAAAUCCAAGAUAACAAUAAAACACUCAAGGAGCUAGAAUCUGUGCACAAUAAAUAUAUGAAGAGACAAGAGGAACUUGAUAAUGAUCUUAGAGUUUGUAAGGAAGAGUUCAAAGAGUUCGAAAGGCAGGAUGUUAAAUACCGGGAAGAUUUGAAACACAUGAAGCAAAAGAUCAAGAAACUUGAAGAUAAACUUGAAAAGGAUUCCUCAAAGAUUGAUGACCUAAAAAAGGACUGUGAGAACUCGACAAACCUGAUCCCAAAACUUGAAGAUAGCAUUCCAAAUCUGCAAAAGCUUUUAGUGGAAGAAGAGAAGAUACUGGAGGAGAUUAAGGACAAUGCCAAAGUUGAAGCUGAGAAGUAUCGCUCUGAGCUCACAACAGUUCGUGCAAAAUUAGAACCUUGGGAAAAUGAGUUGAUUGUGCACAAGGGAAAACUUGAAGUUGCAUGUACUGAAAACAAACUACUAAGUGAUAAGCAUGAAGCUGGCCGUGUAGCUUUUGAAGAUGCUCAAAAGCAAAUGGAUGACAUAUUGGAAAGGAUCAACACUAAGAAUGCAACUAUUGCAAAUAUGCAAAGUGAUUUAGAAAAGAACAAGCUUGAAGCAUUGGAGGCCCGCAAAGUGGAACAAGAUUGCAUUAAAGAACAAGAAGCAAUUAUUCCUCUUGAACAAGCAGCAAGACAGAAACUUGCUGAACUGAAGUCUGUAAUGGAUUCUGAGAAGAGUCAGGGGUCAGUUCUAAAAGCAAUUCUGCAGGCUAAGGAGUCCAACCAAAUCCAGGGAAUACAUGGCCGAAUGGGUGAUUUAGGUGCAAUUGAUGCAAAAUAUGAUAUUGCUAUAUCAACAGCAUGCCCUGGACUCGAUUACAUUGUGGUAGAAACAACCGAUGCAGCGCAAGCAUGUGUUGAGCUGCUCCGGCGGGAGAAACUUGGUGUUGCAACAUUCAUGAUAUUGGAGAAACAAGUCGAUCUUUUGCCGAAGUUAAAGGAGCAAGUAACCACUCCAGAGGGAGUUCCACGUCUCUUUGACUUAAUUAAAGUUCGGGAUGAGAGAAUGAAACUUGCUUUCUAUGCGGCUCUUGGAAACACUAUUGUAGUGAAGGAUCUUGAUCAGGCCACCCGCAUUGCUUAUGGCGGGAACAAAGAAUUUCGACGAGUAGUAACACUCGAUGGAGCCCUUUUUGAAAAAUCUGGUACUAUGAGUGGUGGGGGAAGUAAGCCACGUGGAGGCAAGAUGGGGACGUCCAUUCGGCCCACCAGCGUGUCUACUGAAGCUAUUAGAAGUGCUGAAACGGAGCUGUCCACUAUGGUUGAUAAAUUAAAUAGUAUUCGCCAUAGAAUUUCUGAAGCCAUGAGGCAUUACCAGGCAUCAGAAAAAGAAGUUGCACUCUUGGAGAUGGAGUUCGCCAAAAGCCAGAAAGAGAUUGAUAGUUUAAAAACGCAACACGGUUAUCUUGAAAAACAACUUGGAUCCUUGGAGGCUGCAUCAAAGCCGAGGAAGGAUGAGACUGACAGACUUAAGGAACUCAAAAACAUUAUUUCUGCAGAAGAAAAAGAGAUUGAUAAACUUAUACAGGGUUCUAAAAAGCUGAAGGAGAAGGCUUUGGAGCUUCAAAGCAAAAUAGAAAACGCUGGUGGUGAAAAGCUGAAAGCACAAAAGGCAAAGGUCGAUAAGAUUCAGUCGGAUAUUGACAAAAAUAGCACUGAGAUCAACCGUCACAAAGUUCUUAUAGAGACGGGACAAAAGAUGAUAAAGAAGCUGACGAAGGGGAUUGAAGAUGCUGGGAAGGAGAAAGAACGGCUUAUCAAAGAGAAGGAGAAAAUGCGAGAAAUUUUUAAAGAAAUAGAGCAGAAGGCCUUUACUGUUCAAGAGAAUUACAAAAAUACACAGAAGUUGAUUGACCAACAUAAAGAUGUGUUGGAUAACGCAAAGAGCGAUUAUGAAAAAGUGAAGAAAAUUGUUGAUGAGUUGCGUGCAUCAGAGGUUGAUGCUGAUUAUAAAUUACAAGACAUGAAAAAAUCAUACAAAGAGUUGGAAAUGAAGGGCAAGGGUUAUAAUAAGCGACUUAAUGACUUGCAGAUGGCUCUUGUGAAGCAUUUGGAACAAAUUCAGAAAGAUCUAGUGGACCCUGAAAAGCUCCAAGCAACCCUGACAGAUGGGACUCUAACUGAGGCCUGUGACCUAAAAAGAGCCCUUGAAAUGGUAGCACUGUUGGAAGCACAACUGAAAGAGCUGAAUCCAAAUCUUGAUUCAAUCUCAGAGUAUCGGAGAAAGGUCUCGUUGUAUGAUGAACGUGUGGAGGAUCUUACCACAGUCACUCAACAACGUGAUGAUAUAAAGAAACUGUAUGAUGAAUGGAGAAAAAGAAGGUUGGAAGAGUUCAUGGCUGGAUUUAGUGCAAUAUCUUUAAAGUUGAAGGAAAUGUAUCAGAUGAUCACUCUGGGAGGUGAUGCAGAACUUGAACUAGUAGACUCUCUGGAUCCUUUCUCAGAGGGUGUUGUUUUCAGUGUGAGACCACCUAAAAAGAGCUGGAAGAAUAUUGCAAAUUUAUCGGGUGGCGAAAAGACUCUCAGCUCAUUAGCUCUUGUUUUUGCACUUCAUCACUACAAGCCUACACCGCUUUAUGUAAUGGAUGAAAUUGAUGCAGCUCUAGACUUCAAGAAUGUUUCAAUUGUUGGGCAUUAUGUGAAGGACAGAACAAAGGAUGCUCAGUUCAUAAUUAUAAGCCUGAGGAACAACAUGUUUGAGUUGGCAGAUCGAUUGGUGGGAAUCUAUAAAACUGAUAAUUGCACCAAGAGCAUUACCAUCAACCCCAAAAGUUUCACGGUGUGUGAAAAGUCAGCUGCUUGAUGCAUUUUGAAAAUUUCUUCUGAUAUGAAAUUGAGGAAUGGCAACUUGCCAUCACCUUUGUAUAAGCUUAACUUCCAACUAUUUGGAAGCUUACGAUUAUCACUCACAUAAAGACAUGUAGCUGUUAUGUAUAUGAUCAACAUUUGAUUUUAUUUAUCUAAAUCAUGUAAUUAUUGCCUAGAGGGUAAAGAUAAGUGUAAGUACACAUUGCCGAUGUUGAAGAAACUUAAUAUUGCCUUU
Pistacia vera is the source of this 3970-nucleotide messenger RNA. RefSeq names its product structural maintenance of chromosomes protein 4. The transcript has 28 exons. NCBI's taxonomy places the organism in Eukaryota, Viridiplantae, Streptophyta, Magnoliopsida, Sapindales, Anacardiaceae. Gene Ontology annotation, biological process: mitotic chromosome condensation. The record is from RefSeq and is a predicted model, not a curated record. Gene Ontology annotation, molecular function: ATP hydrolysis activity; ATP binding; protein binding. Gene Ontology annotation, cellular component: chromosome. The coding region runs from base 8 to 3730 and encodes 1240 amino acids.